Styela clava is the source of this 2722-nucleotide messenger RNA. RefSeq lists its product as uncharacterized. NCBI's taxonomy places the organism in Eukaryota, Metazoa, Chordata, Ascidiacea, Stolidobranchia, Styelidae. Gene Ontology annotation, molecular function: nucleic acid binding. The record is from RefSeq and is a predicted model, not a curated record.
UAGGCUAUUUCUUUUUGUAUCAGUGCGGUAUUGAUAUAGCCUAAUUAGUAAUAUAGUAGUAUGUGAAGCCUAUCCUAAGCCUAAUAAUUAGUAUAUAUAGGUAUAUAGUAAUUACCGGUACUCAAAUUAUAAGAUUUGAAUAGUUUCAGAGUGACAAAAGUCAAAUUAUUGUCUGUACAACAGUACAUUAAAAAUAUCUGGGAGUUAUUUUCAUCAUGGACAUUUCGGAUAUAGUUUCAAAAUCUCGAGAUUUUGUUGAUGAUAUUGAGAAACUUCGAUGUUAUUGGGAGAGCAAGACUCACUGGCACGUCAGAAAAACAUUUCUUCUUCACAACUGGGAUGACUUCAAGGAUAAAGAUCGUUUAAUUUGUCUUUCUCAAGCAUGGGUCAAUGUUCAUUUUUGUGGAAAUAGAUAUCCCCAAGAAGUGAUGGACACAUUGAAAGAUAUGGAAGAAGGACUCGAACCUCCAGAUAAAAUGCUCCGGGAUGCAGAGAUCCAGGUGAUUGGAAUUGUUGAUGAUACACCAAGAAUGAAAAACAUGCACGAUACUUCCAAAUUACCACAUACUAUUUUUCCAAUGAGAUUUGUAAAAUCAGGCACAGGAAAUACAAAAAUAUCUGACAAUAAAUUGUCAUCAGAUCAAAUUGAUGAACAAUUAAGUAAAACAAAAAAUGUGAAUGUAAAUAAAAGGUCAAAUGAAGAUGAAAUUGAAGAUGUGAUAGAAAUAAAACGAACGAAAGUUGAUGGAAAUAUUACAAGUCAACCAGAGUCUCAAAAAGAAAUCAUUAAUAAAAAUUUUACUCAGCCAACUUUAAUCACGAAUAGAGUACCAACAAUGCCUACGGAUGCAACGUGUGUAAAAAUUAAUUUGAAUUCAGAAGAGUAUGAAAAGUUGAAAAAUUUCAUUAUUCGCAAAAAAGUGAACGAAUCUCCUUUAUCUGUUAUACAAUCAUCUACUUCAUUUUGUCGCAUCUCAGAAGAAUAUGUUUUUGAACAACAAUACGAUGAUGAGGUUAUUAAAAGUCACAGUUGUUCAUUAUAUCUGGGUGGUGUCUUAGUAGGAAAGGCAUUUGCUAAUCAGAAGAAGUCAGCAAAAUAUGCAGCUGCCUUUUCAGCACUGGAAUUAUUACAAACAACGCAACCAACUAUAUUAGUUUCUCAACCUGGGGAUCUAGACAGUGCAAUAUCAAGGGAUGACAUUGCUUCGAAGACUGGUUCUGCGGCUGGACAGAAAAUAUCAGAUACAAAUUUAGGAAAUCAAUUGCUACGAAAGAUGGGAUGGAAAGGUCAAGGUGGUCUUGGGAAAACAGGUUCAGGAAUAUCUGCACCAGUAACUGUGAAAGAAACAUAUGGCAGAUUUGGUCUUGGUGUAGAAGAUAUUGGAAAAAAUAUAAUAAGGUUUAGAGAAGCUGACAAUGUUAUCAGAAAUUAUGCCUCUUCACAAAGGACAGAUCAUCUUACAUUUUCUCCUGAGCUUACAAACAUAGAACGAGCAAAGAUCCACAAACUCGCUAAAAAGUAUGGACUCCGUAGCAAAUCAUAUAACAAAGAUGAUAUCAGAUAUCUUGUUGUUUCAAGAAAAAUGUCUGCUACUGCAUUACUUGACAAACUGAAACGAUCAGGUGGAAAUAUCAAAGGCGCUCAACUUAUUGAUCCAAGACCAACCAAUAUGCAAGAAAGCAAGUGAAACAUUUACGGUAGUUAAAAAACGGAAUGCAGGAACCCAUCAGAGUAUGAACCCUUUUGGCAUUUAAAGUGUCGAGUUGCUCUAGUUUGCAAUGCUUACCAAUCCGAAAUCUUGGGUCUACUGCUCUUACAACUGCGCAGUAAAAAGACCUAACUGUGAAAUGGCGAGCAUGCCAGGAUUUGGUCGAGAAAUAUCUGUGACACUUAUCAGAUACCAUUUUUGUCUGUAGACUUAUUGCCUGUAGAUUUAUUGCCUAUUCGUUAAUGAUUCCAAAUUUGUGUUUCGAAAUUUUAUAACUAGAGCUAUUUAAUAUCUCUGUAGCUUAUUUUGAACCAUUUUAAUGUGAAAUGAAUUUAUUUCUGAGAAAAUAAAUUUAUUUGCAUAUUUGAGCAAAACCCAUAGUAAAUAAUCAGUUCGCAAAAAUCUUGCAUUUUCCCAUCACCACUGGUGUUAAGAAAUCUUUCGAGAAGUAGAUAUGUUGUGUCUUGGUUUAGCCACUACCGAGAGCUCCUUUCGCCAAUACUAGACAAUAAAGCAUUAGUAUGACUUGCAGAGUUUUGGAGUGACGGCGUUACAAGAAAGACUUCUUCCUCGCUAAACAACGAUUGAACCGACUUUGGAAUACUGCCAAUAAUACUCUGCUAUUCUGUUGUCUCAGUAUACGACUGAAAGCAGUCAGAAAUAUUAAUAUCACUCCUGCUGUGUACUCGUAUAUUGCAAAUGUUCAGUUUCCUCCAUCGUCUAACAUACCUUUUCCUCAUAUUCAGACUCGAAUGCAAGUGUUGCAUGUGAAGCAAUAUAUACGAAGUGAAUAUAAUGGCAAUUAAAAGCACGUUAUUUACAUAACAACGUAAAAGCGCCAUACGGCCAAACGAGAGAACUAUGGUUUUCACAUUGAGAACAUGGGUAUUACAUUACACCUCCCUACUUUAUGAUGAAAAAAAUUUACUCAGAUUUUAGACAAACAAAAUAAUUGAGAGCGCUUUCUUACUUCAACAAUACUUUAGUUGUUACAUUACCGGUUCGUUACCCUC